GAAAAUGCCACCGGGAGGCGGGCUCGUCGUGCGGGCCGCACUCGUUGCGCGUCGCAAGUGGGCGCUGGUGCGCGCGCCUGGGAUCGAUUCGCACGCCAGCGACGUCACGUGUCAAUGCCGGCGAGACUCCGUUCAGCAAUGGCGCAGCACGCAAGCCGGGCAGCAGGCGGCUACUCGCGGCCAGACGGCGGCUGUGACGUGCAAGCCGAAGAUGGUCUGCUGCGGCUGCGCAACCCGCACCUCUCAAACAUGGUCACUGAUCACCUCUACCAUCUAGCCCUAAGCACAGAUACGCACGACCUGCAGCAUAUGUUUGGCGACCUCAAGUUUGUGUGCAUGGGCGGAACCCCAGCGCGGAUGCAAGAGUUCGCGCACUUCGUCAAGCGUCGCCUGGGCAUCCAGCUGCCGACGGGUGCUGAGCUGUGCGAUAUCAGCCACCGGUCGUACCGCUACGCCAUGUACAAGUGCGGGCCCGUACUGUCGGUCAGCCAUGGCAUGGGCGCUCCUUCCCUGUCCAUCCUGAUGCACGAGGUCCUCAAGUUGAUCCACUACGCUCGCUGUCGUGACGUCGUGCUCAUCCGCAUAGGCACCAGCGGUGGAAUUGGCAUCCCGGCCGGUUCCGUGGUCGUGAGCACCGCAGCCGUAAAUGGUCUGCUCAAGGAAGAGCUCGAGCUGCACGUUCUUGGAGGGGUGGUACGGCGGCCGUGCGUGCUGGACGGCCGGCUGGCCAACGAGAUCGUCGCCGUGGGACAAGAGUACAUGGCCGGCACCAACGUCGUGGCUGGCAAGACGCUCAGUUCGAACGACUUCUACGAAGGCCAAGCCAGAUUAGAUGGAGCUAUCUGCCACUACACGGAAGAUGAAAAGUUGGCCUUCCUCGUGAAGCUACUUCAGCUAGGUAUCGUCAACAUCGAGAUGGAAUCCUCGCAGUUCGCAGCAAUGUGCCAUCACGCCGGGGUCAAAGGCGCAGUUGUGUGCGUCACCCUCCUCGACCGAAUGGAAGGAGACCAGGUGACUGCAUCCAAGGAUGUCAUGGCCGAGUGGCAGCGGCGGCCACAGGAGCUCGUCGUUCACUUUAUGGCUCACAAGCUAGGUGUGACGCUGUGCGCCUGAACCUCAUAUGAUGCGGCCUUCUCGUAGAAAAGCACACCACACCAGGGAACAUGAGUGUUUAUCGCCGUU
Messenger RNA from Rhipicephalus sanguineus (brown dog tick), 1182 nucleotides. RefSeq names its product uridine phosphorylase 1-like. Bases 115 to 1113 code for a protein of 332 amino acids. Gene Ontology annotation, cellular component: cytosol; cytoplasm. The record is from RefSeq and is a predicted model, not a curated record. Gene Ontology annotation, biological process: nucleotide catabolic process; uridine catabolic process. Lineage: Eukaryota; Metazoa; Arthropoda; Arachnida; Ixodida; Ixodidae. The transcript is spliced from 8 exons. Gene Ontology annotation, molecular function: uridine phosphorylase activity.